AGCAAUUUUCAUCUUAUGAUACUCAUAGCCAGGCAAUCAAUUGACGUUUUAGGUUCAUGCUUUCCUGGAAAUAUUUUUAAAAAGUCCGCUCUUACAGAGUUACAGAAAUUCUAUAGUUCAGCUACAGAGCACUCACUUGUCGUGUGCAGAUAUGAUGUAUUUCGUAUCGAUUUGUUUAUUGUUGUAGUAUCAGGAGUCAGGACAAGGUGUUCAUUGUUAUGCACAAAAGUGCUAUUAUUACAAGUAAUACCUGCGAUGGUAAACAGCAACAAAUCUCUCAGAGAAGUGCAGGAAAACAAGAAGCCACCCAGAUUUAAGUUUAAAGAAGGCGAGAGAGUACUUUGUUUUCACGGCCCUUUGAUUUAUGAAGCGAAGUGCCUACAAACGAGGAUUGAAGAUAAAGAAAUCCAGUAUUUAAUACAUUAUGCUGGUUGGAAUAAAAGCUGGGAUGAAUGGGUAGCUGAGUACAGGGUACUUAAAUACAAUGAAAAUAAUGUUCAAAAGCAGAAGGCACUACACAAGGCUCACAAACUCGAGCCGAAGGGCAAAGGGAAGAAAAGGGUACGAAGUAAGGAUGAUUCUGGUAAGGAAGGCGAUGCCGAUGAUAGCAGGAGCUCCACACCCAUCAGAUUCACCGGUCGUUGGAGCGGAUCCGGUAACUCUUCAUCACCUGAGUCGGCCAGUGACAGCCCCAAAAAGAAAAUGUCAAAAGUCGACCCUACAAUUGAAACUGAGGCACAGUUUUCAUCCCGCCUUGAAAUUAAAAUCAAACUACCAGAUGAACUAAAACCUUUACUAGUUGAUGACUGGGAGAACAUUCUUGCAACCAGGUUGGUGAAAUUACCAGCCAAAAUCACCGUAGACAAAGUGUUGGAAGAUUACCUCAAAGCCAUGUCGGCUGUUAAAAACUACAUCAACCCAGCUCAAAAGGAGACUGUAAGGCAGGAGGUGGUUCGUGGAAUCAAAGAUUAUUUCAAUGCUAUGCUUGGUUCUCAGCUUUUAUACGAGAUAGAACGGAAACAGUUUAAUGAAGUAAUGAAGGAACAGUCAAGCAACACACAACCCAGUGCUGUCUAUGGACCUAUUCAUCUCUUAAGGUUUUUCGUUAAAUUGGGACAAGCAUUAAUAUAUACAAAGUUGGAUGAGAAAGGAGUCCAAUUUCUUUUAACUCAUCUUAAUGAGUUUUUAAGGUUCGUAUUAAAGAAUGCCCAGUCAUAUUUUAGCCUACAAGAUUACGGUCCUCCCAAAGCAGAUGUGCCACAACAGCAUUAAUUUUUUCAAGUUUUAUUUAGAUGUCAUGUACAUAGGUUAAAUUAUAAAGUAUGAUUGUUGAGUUUUGAUCAGUUAGUAGUGGUUCCUUUUUAAUGUAGAAUUAUUCAAUGGCAUAUAAAAUUCUACUACUAUAUUACUAUUAUUAUUUUAAUUUAUAGCAGUUUUAAAUUUUAAAAAUAAACCCUGAUUUUAGUGAACAGUGAAAAUGUGGUUAGUUUUUACCCUCUCGUACCAUAAAUAAAUGGAAUUUCAAAAAUUGAAACAAGCAAUAAGCAUUAACUAAAAUGUUUAUAUAAUCCAAAGUAUAAAUCAUUACUUUAAUUAAAGCAAAUUAUUAACUUGUAUAACAUUUUUGAAAUGUGUGCACUUUUUAUCUAGCUUUCUUGUCUAAAUGUGAUCUCAUUUAACCAACAUGAAGAUCUUUUUUUAAAAAAUGGUUCUAGUUACAGAUUGGUUGUUUACAACGAUUCAGAUUUUGAGCACUAAACGCUCAUCAUGAGGUUGAAGUAGUCUCUUGACAUUAAUUGUAUGAGUCUAUCUCUUACAAUUUAUUUCAGGGGACGUGCUUGUAAUUCUUCAACCUCAUGAUGAGAAUUUAAUUCGCAAAAUCCAGAUCAUUCUAAAUAACAAAUCUAUGAAUAGAACCAUCAUUUACAAAAAGUCAAUGUACAUAAUCACCCCACCAUCUUCAUUUCUAUUAACAUGAUAACUUGUUUUUUAGAUGUCUUGUUUGAAACAUUUUUGAUAAAUUUAUGAAGAGAAUGUGUGAAAAUACGAGAUAUUUGCUUACAGUUUAGAUUUGUUUUCUUUUGUAUUAUGUUGAUUUUUAAAAAAUCAUUUAUAAAUAAAAACCUGUAUUUUUAUUUAUUGUAUUUUUAUUUUUGAAAAGAAGUUCAAACUUCCGGUUCUAAACCAUGUAAAUUUUUGAGCCGACUAGUUUUUCGUUUUUCCAAACUGUUAUAGUAUAUUUUCUCAUAUAAUAAAACAAUAUUUUUGAUAAAUCUACAUUGUGUUGUUUAACUGUUUGUAAUUUACAAAAGGAAAAUUUUACUUGUUAUAAAAUUUGUAAAAGCCCUAUUUGUUUGUAC
Molecule: messenger RNA, 2360 nt
Organism: Cimex lectularius (bed bug)
Lineage: Eukaryota; Metazoa; Arthropoda; Insecta; Hemiptera; Cimicidae
Product: mortality factor 4-like protein 1
Exons: 10
Coding region: 16-1272 (418 amino acids)
Biological process (GO): chromatin organization; regulation of DNA-templated transcription
Cellular component (GO): nucleus; NuA4 histone acetyltransferase complex
Source: RefSeq, a predicted model, not a curated record